Molecule: messenger RNA, 3065 nt
Organism: Zootoca vivipara (common lizard)
Lineage: Eukaryota; Metazoa; Chordata; Lepidosauria; Squamata; Lacertidae
Source: RefSeq, a predicted model, not a curated record
UGUCCGCUUACGUAAAUCCAACUUGCUUGUAGGAGAGGCAAAACCGAUAAGCAAAGGUUUCAUUUUGCAAUGUUUGGCGUUGCCAAAGAAAAGUCCGACUCAAAAAGUCCCCUGAGUAACCAAUGAGGAUUGCAUUGGAGUAGCAUCAAGGGCAGGCUAUAAAACCACCUGAGGAGGGAGGUGACAAGAAGCAUUGGUGUAAAGUCUCUGCCUGGAAGCUGCUGUCAACUUCAGAGACACCGAAACUUGAAGACUGGCGAGGUCCGAUUAGCCAGCAGGUCUGUUCAUUCCACUGUUUCAUGUCCUAUUGUGUGGAGUCAUGCCAAACCAUAGUCGGGGGAAGGACUGACCUCUGAGCAAACGUUUUAUUCUGACCGAAGUCACCCCUCUGCGCCGCUGAAGCCACCCAUUUUUGCAUCGUUGUGCCGGCAACACCAAACCCAUGGCAAGGUUGUGCCUGCAUGAAAAGUUCAAGGAGAACACGCCUCUACGAAUCCUUUCACAACCACGGAAGAAAGUGAACGUGACUCUGGAUCCCAGCACAGCUCAUGCCAACCUCAUCCUCUCCCAGGACCUGAAGAGAGUAAGAUGGGGAUGCAGGACACAGGACCUGCCUGACAACCCUUCGCGGUUCGACUGGGAGCCCUUUGUGCUGGGCCAAGAGAGACUCGCUUCGGGAAGACACUGGUGGGAGGUGGAAGUGGAAGAGGCGACGCCACAGGCCCUGCGGGCUUCGCAAGAACCGUCCGUCAGGAGGAAAGGAGAGUCACGUCCACGUGAAAGGCAAUGGGAGGUCUGGGCCGUGGGAGCUGCCAGAGAGUCCGUCGUGAGGAAAGGAAAGGUCAAUUUCAAUCCCAACGGGGGAAUCUGGGCUCUGGGCAAGGCCCUGCCAGACUCACUGAGGACUCCAUUGUCUCCUUAUCGGCUCACGGCGUUUACAUCCUCCGAGAGGACCCUCUUGAGCUUGAGAUACGAGCCCAGGAAGAUCCGGGUGUACCUGGACUAUGAAGGCGGUCGCGUGGAUUUCUUUGACGCCAAUACAGAUGACUUGAUAUUCAAUUUCCCUACAGCCUCAUUCUCCGGGGAGAGGAUCUGUCCCUUUUUCGGGGUGUAUUGGGGAGUCAGACUGAGCUGCUGAAACAUCAAAUUCCCCAGCUCAACCCAAUGGCCCAGUGGCAAAUUAAGUUUUAAAAUAAAAUAAAAUAAAAUACUUUUUAUUAUUUUCUCAAAUACAAACACAAGAUUACAACAUACAGAAAGGAAAAAUAAUCAUCUAUUAGACAAUUCUUCUGUUUCACUUCCAUUACUAUUUACUAUAUACAUUCUAAUGUUCUGCCGAAUGUGACUUCCUCCUUUCUCCACUUUUGGUUUUCUACGCUAUCGUCUUAUACCUUGCGCUUUCUUCAUCCUAGUCUCUGUUAUUCUGUUAUUCUCUUAGUUAUAUUUACCAUUUUUGUAACCACAGACCUCUGUUACUCCUGUUGUAGGUUUUAUGUCAAUCCUGUUAAGUGUUUUUAUUGUUUUACAGUAAUCCUUUAAAUAUUCCACAAAUUUACUCCAAUCUUUUUGGAACUUCUGGUCUUUUUGCUCCCUUAUCCUUCCAGUCAUUUUAGCUAACUCUGAGUAUUCCAUCAUUUGGACCCUCCACUCUUCAACUGUUGGAAUAUCUGUUGUUUUCCAUCUUUGAGCCAUUCUAGCAGCUGUGGUGGCAUACAUGAAUAGUCUUUGGUCUUCCUUUUUAAUUUCGUUGCCCAUUGAUCCUAACAAAAAGAUUUCUGGUUUCUUGGGAAAUGUAUAUUUUAACUUUUUUAAAAAACACAUUGUAUAUUAGCUCCCAGAAUGUUUUCACUUUUUCACAUAACCACCACAUGUGAUAUAUUUCUCCAUCCUUUUGGUUACAUUUCCAACACUUUUUGUCUUUCUUUUUGUAAAUUUCUGCCAAUUUGACUGGUGUCAGGUACCAGCGGUACAUCAUUUUCAUGACUUUUUCUUUUAAUACCGUACACGCUGUAAACUUUAUAUGUUGAUUCCAGAGCUUUAGCCACAAAUCAUAGUCUAUAUCAGGCACCCCCAAACAGCAGCCCUCCAGAUAUUUUGGUCUACAACUCCCAUGAUCCCUAGCUAACAGGAUCAGUGGUUGGGGAAGAUGGGAAUUGUAGUCCAAAACAUCUGGUGGGCCGAAGUCUAGGGAUGCCUGGUCUAUAUUAUAACCAAAGUCAAUUGCCCACUUAAUCAUAACCUCCUUAGUCUCUUCAUCCUUGGUGUUCCACUCUAAUAUAAAGUUAUACAUUCUUGACAAUUUGUUUUUCCCCUCUACCAGUUCAAUUUGAAAUUCAGAUUCAGUAUUUUCAAAUCCGUUAUUUCUUUUAUCUUCAUUAAACAGAUCAUUUAUUUGGUGGAAAAUUCUGAACUGCGAGUGCUCUUUGUGACCAGCCGCACGUGAGGUAUAAAAGGGAAAUGGAUUUUUGACCCCUGCAGAUGUCAACAGCAAGACAGCUUUCCUCCAUCACUCCUCUUCCUUGCUUUGCUUAAGACCUAAGUUCUGGUGGACUCAAAAACCUUUUUUGAUUUUGCUGUCUGGUUUUAUAUGUUGCUGUAAAGCACGCUGACAAUUUUUUAUGAUACAACAGCAUAUAAAUAUAUAAAUAGCUAAAUAAAUAAAAGCUUGCUCACUAGUUUGAGACAUUUGGGUUGGCCAUAAUAAUGUUAAACUUAGAUGGCUGUAAGGAGACAGUUACCAUAUUAUGGUGAAGGAAAGAUCAGAACUCAUUUAUUUCAAGUACAGUCGUACCUUGGUUUUCGAACACUUAGUUCUCAGACAUUUUGGCUCCUGAAUGCCACAAACCCAGAAGUGAGUGUUCUGGUUUUCAAACUGUUAUGUCCUAAGCUUGGAUCUUAGAACAAUAGGCAAGUAGGAUCCUAGAAUGCAACAACUGAUGGGCUUGCAGGAGAAGACCAAUCAGGCUCCAGGAGGGAAGCAGAAUCAGCCAAUCAGAUGGGACUCAUGUAUAUAAAAGCCUGAGGUUUGGGGGGGCAUUUCAUUCACAGUUUUACAAGCUGCAAUA